Messenger RNA from Acanthaster planci (crown-of-thorns starfish), 1954 nucleotides. It is a transcript of the gene lamtor3, whose product is annotated as late endosomal/lysosomal adaptor, MAPK and MTOR activator 3. Gene Ontology annotation, biological process: positive regulation of TOR signaling; cellular response to amino acid stimulus. Lineage: Eukaryota; Metazoa; Echinodermata; Asteroidea; Valvatida; Acanthasteridae. The record is from RefSeq and is a predicted model, not a curated record. Gene Ontology annotation, cellular component: Ragulator complex.
CGGUGAAAGAAGUCUAGAUGUUUGCGAGUCAAGUGGCGUCAGCCAGUGCAGCGGCUUCCUUUGGGACUCAUAAAAAUCACGUGCAAAUACCUGGAGGGCGCUGUUAGUUAAAUCUUCAGAAAAAAAUUCGGAAUGGUGGGAGAGAGUUGGAAAAUGAAACUUUCUCGAUUCUAUUAAGUCAUAAAAGUGGUGACAAUGAGUUAAAAAUUUUGAUGUUGUUCUUCUUAGUUUGACAUACAAGCAAAAUGGUUGAGGAGUUACGAAAAUACUUCUCCAGAUUGCUUCACAUGGUCGAAGGUCUGGAGGCAAUUAUUAUAACCGACAGAGAUGGAGUACCAGUCAUUAAAGUGACCUCUGAGGCUGUCCCCGAGCAUGCGUUGAAGCCUGCCUUCCUAGCAACCUUUGCCAUGGCAGCGGAUCAAGCCAGUAAGCUGGGCUUGUCACACAACAAGAGCAUCAUCUGCAUGUAUGGCGCCUAUCAAGUGGUGCAGUUCAACGAACUUCCAUUGGUCAUCAGCCUAAUUGCCAGUAGUACAGCAAACACAGGUUUACUGUUGUGUAUGGAGUCUGAAUUGCAGGGAGUUUUACAAGAACUGAAGACAGCUAUAGAAGUAUGAGGCGGUCCAUUUUGUAUAUUUUUUUUUACUUACGUAGGUUAAGAGGGUAUCAACAGUUAGGGGUGAUACUUUUUCUGACUCUUCCCACAAAGUCUGUAAUCCCUUGCAGUACUUCUUGCUGAAAGACUUUGUCCCAAUAUUUGGAUUGAUCUGCAAAGGUUGAAAUGUUUUUCAGUGUGUUUGACUUGUAUGCAUAUUCCGAAAUUGCAACUGUUGGGAUUUGGAGGCUGAGGUUUUAAGGCAAAGUAACUCGGCAUUAUACCAGGUGCCUUCCAAAUCAUGUGCUUGGGUCACGCAGCACCAACUUCCCAUAUUGAAAAAGUAAGCCAGCUGAGUCUUUACUGCUGGAAACAUUAAUAUAUGCGAUAUCAAAGAAUGAAGUUGUAAUUUUUUGAGAGAGUUGUGUGAUGUUUGCUGUGAGACAGAUGAGCCAAGGCUGGCUGCUUUGCCGGGCAGUCAAGGGGUGCAUAUCAACACGCAACAUUUCACAGGGACACAUCGUCUGUCGUAAGCACGCUACAAAUUUGGAUGGCUUAGACAGUCUCUUGUCAGACCGAGGUGGCCUGACAUGCCUGUGAUUUGUGAAGGGAAGCUUUGACUCAUAAAAGUUAGUGUUGUCUUUAUUUUGUUAAUGACGGUAAACCUAUUUCCCAAAAGCGAGCUUGAAAUUUCAAUCAAACAUAGAGAGUUAUCACUCCUCAUGAACAGGUACUUUAUGUAGUGGGUGGUGUGUUAAGUGGUAUCCAGCAUGCGUGUACCAUAGUGCUUGCACAUCCCUUGGGAAAGAUUAUAUAACUGGGCCAUGUCAACAAUGUGAGGAGGAAGAGCUUUUAAUAGUCUUGGUUCAAGACGCUACCAUCUGAUAUUUUUGUUACACAUACAAGUAUACACUUUUCAACUAAGGUAAAAAAACACAAAAACUAGGCAUUGCGAGAAACUAGUGUUUGCAAAGAGUGUAGGCCUAACUGAUAUUUUGGAAAGAACAAGAAAAGGAAAAGAAGAUAUGGCCAGGCAGAGUCUCCCGAGUUUAACCGGUGGGCACUGCAACAAAAUGGGAUUCAAAACGAUGAGACAGAAUUUUUAAACUGAUAGUACUGCAGUCUCUACUGUUUUGUUCAUUAUAACAUUCAAUUCUUGUUCAUUUGUGGGCAGGAGUGUGAAAAAUUGCUUCCCUUGGCAAUGCUUAUACAUGUAAAUGGCAACCUGAUGGUCAUUAGUGUGAUCUUACAACAGAGUGAUUCCCUCAAAGUCUUUUCAAAAUUACACAAACUUUGAAAACCAGUUUGUCACCAAAGGAUUAGUUAAACCUGAAUCUUGAGACCAAAGGAUCACAUUGA